Maniola jurtina (meadow brown) is the source of this 3858-nucleotide messenger RNA. RefSeq names its product serine/threonine-protein kinase prp4 (gene Prp4k). The transcript has 10 exons. NCBI's taxonomy places the organism in Eukaryota, Metazoa, Arthropoda, Insecta, Lepidoptera, Nymphalidae. The record is from RefSeq and is a predicted model, not a curated record. Gene Ontology annotation, molecular function: protein serine/threonine kinase activity; ATP binding. The coding region runs from base 156 to 2843 and encodes 895 amino acids. Gene Ontology annotation, biological process: peptidyl-serine phosphorylation; mRNA cis splicing, via spliceosome; peptidyl-threonine phosphorylation.
UAUUAGAUAUUAAUUAAAUGGUCUAAAAUGAGUGUACAUCGACGUGAAACUCUAACUACCAUUAAUAUUUUGUGGUAUAACAUCGCCACGAUAUAUAGCUAGGUCGCAACUUGUGUUUACAACAAGAUUUCACCAGUCUAUUUUAAGGAACAUACAUGGGCAAAGAAACUAAACUUGACUUAGAUAAGUCAAAAAAUGGCGAUGUCCAUGAUGACGACAGUAGAAAAAAGAAAAAGAGUAAAAAACACAAAAAACGUAAAAGAGUGGCUGAUGAGCAGGAUGACAAAGUCUCUAAGAAAAAAAAGAAGUCCAAGAAGGAAAAGUACAAAAAUUCGAAGGUUGAAAGUGAAACAUCACUUUCUGAUGUUGAAGAAUUAAUAAAGAAAUCUAGACGCUGUAACAAGCCAGCGAAAAAAGAAUCGUCACUAGAUACUCCCUUAAUAGACAGUAUAAAAAUUCCUAAAUCGAAAAAUGGUAACCCAGCAAUGACAACGUCACGUAGUAGCAGCAGAAACGAUGUUACACAGAAGAUGGAUGAAACUUUAGAAAUUAUAUCAUCUAAUUCCGAAACAGAAAACUAUCAGGAAGAUUGUGCUAGUCCCGAACUAACGGUAGAGGACGAUUUAGAUCUUGAAGAAUUGAUGAAACAGAAAGAACUCCUGCAAGCUCGGUUAGUUGCUUACUACUCAGACAAAAGUGAUGACGAACAAACAAAAAGAAAGAAAAGUACUGAUGUUAUCUGCAUCAAUGAUGAAAAAACUAAAACCCCCACAUAUAAGAAGGAUAAAAAAGUUCUUGAUUCUGAAAUGAAAAGAAACAAACGCAAGUAUAGCAAAGAGCGAUCAUCUAGACGGCAAGAAGAUUUGAGGGAAAUCAUUAAUAGAGAAAGUAGAAAAGAAAUGGAAAAGAGAUUAGAAGAGAAAGAGUAUCGUGAACGCAAAGAGCGAGAGCGUCGAAAGGCUGAAGCAGAGAAAGAGAGAGAGCGUGAGCGAGAAAAAGAAAGAGAUCGAGAGAAGGAAAGGGAGAGAGAAAAAGAGCGUGACAGAGAGAGAGAGCGAGAAAAAGAACGCGAUAGGGAUCGCGAAAGAAAACGAGAGCGUGAGCGAGACAGAGAUAAAGACCGCGAUAGAGACCAACGCUCUUCUGAACUGAAACGUCGUGAUAGGGAUACUAUACAUAGUCGACGAUCCAGGGAUAGAUCGCUGGUUGCGCGUCGCGACAGACGAUACUCUGAUCGUGAUCGUAGGUCACGUGAACGAAGCAGAGAUAGAUAUAGACCUCGUUCGAGAGACCGAGAAAAGGAUUUUAGAUCAGAACAUAAAGACAGACAUAUAACCACUACAAACGAAGUAGCUCAAAUAGUACCCAGCUCCAGUGAUGAAGAAUUAGACAUAUCUAUUAACACAGACGAUGAAGAAGAAACUGAAGAACAAAUCAUUGAAAGAAGAAGGAAACAACGAGAACAGCUCUUAAAGAGACUGGGUUGUAACAACAGUAGUUCUGCAACAGAGAAGAAUCAGGCAACGUCUGACACAAAGAAAGCGGAGGUAGCCACUCCCGAGACUAAGGGGUCUAAGGAACCUACAACUAUUGUACAGUGUAAAAAAGACGUUAUUGAACCGAAGACCGAAACAAGCAGUGCAUUGAUAAGAAACAUCGAGAAUGAAUCCAAAACUAGCGUCAAAUUGGAAAAAUCACUUAGAGGCAGUGAGUGGGAUAUGUUUGCGGAUCAGGACAAUUUUGACAGUGUUGAUACUCCAACUGCAGGAAAACACAGAAGUAAAAAUGCUCUGGAGAAUCCGUCGCUAACCGAUAACUGGGACGACGCCGAAGGUUAUUAUAGGGUACGGAUAGGUGAAACUCUGGACAACAGAUACACUGUGUACGGCUACACAGGCCAAGGCGUAUUUUCGAACGUGAUCCGAGCUCGGGAUCAAGCUCGCGGCAACACUGACGUCGCUGUCAAAAUCAUUAGGAACAACGAAAUCAUGCAUAAAACUGGGUUGAGAGAGUUGGAAAUUCUCAAGCGUUUGAAUGACUCUGAUCCCGAUGACAAAUUCCAUUGUCUACGUCUUUUUCGUCAUUUCUUUCACAAGCGCCAUCUUUGUAUGGUCAUGGAACCUCUUUCUAUGAACUUAAGGGAAGUACUCAAAAAGUAUGGAAAAAACAGCGGAAUUCACAUAAAAGCUGUGAGGAGCUACACACAACAAAUGCUUUUGGCAUUGAAAUUGUUAAAGAAGACUGGCAUCCUGCAUGCAGAUAUAAAACCGGACAAUAUUCUAGUGAAUGACAGUAAAUUGAUUUUGAAAUUGUGUGACUUCGGGGCUGCAUCGCAUGUGUCUGAUAAUGAAAUAACACCAUACCUUGUAUCAAGAUUUUAUAGAGCUCCAGAGAUUAUCCUCGGCGUGCCGUACGACCAUGGCAUCGAUAUGUGGUCCACGGCAUGCACUGUGUACGAGCUGUCGACGGGAAAAAUUAUGUUCAGCGGGAAAUCCAAUAACGAAAUGUUGAAAUAUUUUAUGGACUUGAAAGGAAAACUACCGAAUAAGAUUGUCAAAAAGGGACAUUUCAAAGAACAACACUUUGAUAGUAAUUGCAAUUUCUUGUACCAUGAACUGGACAAAAUCACGGAAAGGGAAAAAAUAGUAAUAAUGUCAAGUAUAAAACCUACGCGCGAUCUACAAUCGGAGCUAGCACCAUCCCAUCAUCGCUUGCCGGCGCCUGAGGCUAAGAAGAUCACUCAACUUAAAGACCUGCUCGAAAGAAUGCUAAUGUUGGACCCCUCGAAACGAGCCUCCGUCAACCAUUGUCUCGCUCAUCCUUUUAUACAGGAAAAAAUUUGAUUUCUGUUAUACACGUGUCACUUAAGGUGCGGCCAUCUAUAUUCAUGCGUAAUAUAGCUUUAAGUGUUUUAAACUUGUUCAAAUCGAAACAUUAUUUUAUAUGCAUUGAUUUCAACUCAAAUUUUACAUAGUAGUUGACAUAUUUAAACAAUAUACAUGCGUACUACAGCAAGGAUUUUAAACAUUUUUUCAAAAGCAAGGCAUUAUUUUGGACAUGAUGAUCAUGAUCUAUUUUUAAAAACCAUUAUUUUUAAGCAUCUUAUUUUAAAUUUUGACCUUAUGCCGUGCGGUUCCGGCUUAAGAAUGUGACCGCUCCAUGUCUUCCCGUGGAUGUCGUAAAAGGCGACUAAGGGAUAAACCGAAUGGUGGCGGUUCGACAUCCCACCAAACAAAAAGUUGUUGCAUCAGGGACGGGUGCGACGUAAGAAGCGAGUCCGAGAAGUAAGAAUGAGAAUGAGUAGUUGGAAUGUAGGAACGAUGAAUGGAAGAGGAAGAGAAUUAGCAGAUGUAUUAGAAAGGAGAAGAAUAAAUGUUGCAUGUUUGCAAGAAACGAGGUGGAAACCCUUCCACCUAGAAAAAUUUAUACCCAGCCCCAAUUUCCCUCGCUUUCGUACCCACGAAAGCGAGGGAAAUUGGGGCUGGAUAUAAAUUUUUCUAUAGUGGAAGUGAUGGUAGGAAAACUGGCCAAAUGCGAGUCAGACUCGCGCAACGAGGGUUCCGUACUCGGUUAUUUUUCCGACAUUUUGCACAAUAAAUCAAAAACUAUCAUGCAUAAAAAUUAAUAAAAAUCUGUUUUAGAAUAUAUAGGUAAAGCCCUUUCAUAUGAUACCCCACUUGGUAUAGUUAUCUUAUUUUGAAAAUUCAAACACAUUUUAAUUUCUUAUGACGUAUUAAAAAAAAACUACUUACUAGAUCUCCAAUUUUCGUUAAAAGUUUACAUAGUUAUGUACAUCAUAUAAUUUUUUUUAGUUUUAUCAUUCUCUUAUUUUAGAAGUUACGGGGACACACACACACA